Messenger RNA from Asterias rubens (European starfish), 4212 nucleotides. Its product is annotated as potassium voltage-gated channel unc-103-like. Gene Ontology annotation, biological process: membrane repolarization during action potential; potassium ion transmembrane transport. Gene Ontology annotation, cellular component: membrane. The transcript is spliced from 10 exons. Gene Ontology annotation, molecular function: inward rectifier potassium channel activity. Bases 760 to 3657 code for a protein of 965 amino acids. The record is from RefSeq and is a predicted model, not a curated record. NCBI's taxonomy places the organism in Eukaryota, Metazoa, Echinodermata, Asteroidea, Forcipulatida, Asteriidae.
UGAAAACAUUUCAAUUAAAUUAUUGAUUUUCAUAUUGGCUGAGCCCUGUACACAAAAGCCUAUCCUUUUGUGUAUCCUAUGGGCACGUGUGUAGUGGGGAAGGCAUAUACACAUUUGGGUCAUACUGAUCAGAGUUGAGCUUGAAAUCGAGAUGGUGAGCCAGGCAUCAUCAUAGAGGAGGUUUGGGUUCACCAGUGGCCGGUCUAUACUGUACAUACCACAGCUCUAGUCGUUGGAUGCUACCAAGGUAUGAGGACGGAGUGUCAUGUAUCUUCAGUGUAUGCAGCGGUUAUUGGCGUACACCAUUCUCAGUUUCACCAGCACCGUGGUUGCUACCAUCGGAAUGCCAAUAAGAGCGGAUACAACUAGUGAAGACUUCCUGCGUUCAUCAUCAUCAUCAGUGCUCAUCUACUCCCCAUCAUCAUUAUCAUCUUCAGCAUCCUCAUCGUAAGCCGAAUCCUCAUCUCAUCCAUCAGCCAUGUGGAGACAGACCAUUAGGACUAUUCACAGAUGCCGUUCUCUAUGAUGGAGCUAGUCACUAUAGUCAUUCAUAGCAUCUGCCAAGGACGACUACCUUGACGCUGAAAACACUACUUUACUAAACAAAAACACGCCGACCACUAGAGAAAAUAUGUCGGCAUCUCUAUGUACAUGACAUCCACAAGCUGCACGACUGGUUGAUGGAUUAGCAUUUUAGCCGGACUGCUUCAAACCAACACUGAAUAGCACCUCACUCACAUUACUACACAGGCUGACACCAUGGACUUUGUACGUCAAAAGUUGGGCUUCCGUAAGGCCAAAGCAAAAGAUAAAGAUCUACCUCCUCCGCUGACUCAAAAGAAAGAUAGUGUGCUUUCCCUUGGACCCGACGUGCUUCCUGAGUAUAAACUGCAGUCACCGCGCAUCCACAAGUGGACUAUCCUUCAUUACUCACCAUUCAAGGCAGUAUGGGACUGGAUUAUUCUACUCUUGGUUAUCUAUACAGCUAUUGUCACUCCUUACAAUGCAGCAUUCCUUCUCAACCACCCAGAUGAAGAGGCUAAACUCGACAAAGACCCAACAACUAGGAAUAUUGUGGGCGUGGAACGCUACAAAGAACCCUUAACGUUGAUUGACCUGAUGGUGGACGUCAUGUUUAUCAUUGACAUUCUCAUUAACUUUCGCACCACCUAUGUCAAUAAGAAUGACGAGGUGGUGUCAAAUCCAGGCAAGAUAGCCGUGCACUAUUUCAAAGGAUGGUUUCUGAUCGAUGCCGUGGCGGCCAUUCCAUUUGAUCUUUUGCUCUUCGGUGGUACGGAUCAGCAAUCUACAACCCUUAUUGGUCUUCUAAAAACGGCUCGCCUCCUACGAUUGGUCAGAGUCGCACGGAAACUAGACCGGUACUCGGAGUAUGGAGCCGCCUUACUUCUACUGCUUAUGUGCACAUUUGCUAUGAUUGCUCACUGGCUGGCCUGUAUAUGGUUUGCCAUUGGCCAGGCCGAGAAGGCUGCGGAUACCCAUCAUAAUAACAUUGGCUGGCUGGACGAUCUAGCCAAGAAAACGAACAUGCCCUAUAAUGAGACGUCGUUAGAAUCUAAGUAUAUUACGGCGUUGUAUUUUACGUUUAGCAGUCUUACUAGUGUGGGCUUCGGCAACGUCUCGCCGAACACUAACUCAGAGAAAAUCUUUUCAAUUUGCGUCAUGCUGAUUGGAUCUCUGAUGUACGCCAGCAUCUUCGGUAACGUCUCAGCAAUAAUCCAGAGGUUGUACUCAGGCACUGCUCGAUACCACACCCAGAUGAUGAGAGUCAAGGAGUUCAUCCGAUUCCAUCAGAUACCGAACCCGCUAAGGCAACGGUUGGAAGAGUACUUCCAGCAUGCCUGGUCAUACACCAAUGGAAUCGACAUGAACAUGGUUCUCAAGAGCUUCCCUGAGUGCCUGCAAGCUGACAUCUGCCUUCAUCUAAACCGUAACCUUCUCAAUAACUGCGCCGCUUUCAAAGGAGCCAGUCCAGGGUGUCUGAGAGCGUUCUCCAUGAAGUUCAAGACAACGCACGCCCCACCGGGCGACACGUUAAUACACAGAGGGGAUGUGCUGUCAGCGUUGUACUUCAUCUGCCGAGGUUCCAUUGAAAUUCUACGAGAUGACGUUGUCUUGGCAAUAUUAGGUAAAGAUGACGUUUUUGGUGAAAACUUCUGUGAAUAUGACUCGGUCGGUAAAUCCAAGUGUAACGUCCGAGCACUGACAUACUGCGACCUCCAUAAGAUCCUUAGAGAAGACUUACUGGAAAUUCUAGACAUGUAUCCUGAGUUUUACCAACAGUUCGCCAAGAAUCUUGAAAUUACUUUCAUACUUCGAGACGAUGACCUGGCGUUAAAACCUUUAGUUAAUGACACUGAACAUAAUUCAAGCGCUGAAGUGAAGUCAAUUCCAGGUAAACCAGUUCAAGACAAGAGCCGGAUGAGGAAGGGUCGCUACCAGAAGAAAGGAGCAGCCAAGGAUCCUGCCAGCUCAGUCUCUGUGGCUCAGAACCGACGUAAGAAGUUCUCUCAGACUCGCGGCGGCAGCUCGGCGACCCUGGACUCCAGCGAUGACGAGUGUGGGACAGGCAUCCUUGAGUUCUCACCAGAUAUGGCGGGUCGGGAUGUCACCCCGGCACCGGAGAUCGCUCUGCAGAUGGAAGACCACCAGAAGAGGACCAGCGUGGUUGGCGGGACCGGUGCAUUCAGCGCUAUUGCAGGUAGCUCCAGCGAGAAUGAAGUGUAUAGUAGCCACGGUGCCUUGUCUGGUGUUAACAGCAUAGUGCACGCUGUAACAGGCACACGGCGCUACACACCAGAAAACUCCACUCACAUGAAACGAAAAGCACGCCAUUACACAACGGUGAAUAGUGGGGCGAAACUGUCUCCAACAACAGCCCAACAGUCUGCCAACAUCUCUCAAUCUAUGCCCGAGGUAACAGGAAACCAGCCCGAUAUAUUAGUCGAGGACGUCAGUUCAUUUAUUCCGAGUGCUGACAUUGAACAUCGCCUGGACGACUUACAACAUCAGAUGACACGGUUAGAGUGUAAAGUCACUUCCGAUAUGGCCACCAUCUUAGAACUCCUGCGGAAACACUACAGUCACAGUCACUCCUCUGCCCCGGUGCCCUUGUUGAUGAACCGCCCUCGCCAGCAGCGCCCUACGCUGCCGAGGAUAUGGUCUGGUCCCCGAGCCCAAAGUCCAACAGCCACAGAGCCGUACAACCCAACCCGCACAGACUCUUCCUUACCCACCGGCAGGGCUGCGGCUGAGCUGGAUCGUAGUAACAGCAGUGCGGACAGAUCCCGACGUGGGAGUUAUCCCAAAGACAUGACCGGCACCGCAUCUUCGGAUACAUCCAAUGUACAAACUGAUGGGCCAAUGCCUCUGAGGAGGCGGCAUCCAGACACGCUCUUACUAUCCUCAAUGUCUGAUAUAUCAAUCGAUAGCCAGACUAGUUUACAUAUAGACGACCUGGAGACGCCGCCAUUUUUGCUAAAAGGCUCUUCUCUCUCCAGGACUUCAGAAAGUCCUUCGCCGUUGUCGUCUCCGUGGCAGAGUGCUGGAACACAAACAACUGAAUUCCCUACAGUUAGGACGUCCCCUGUCCUUGAUUCACCAUCGACACCAUCGUCAGUGCGCAACACUGAUGUCUAAAUCAAACGCACCAAACUUGAAUAUUCUUUCGGAUGUUGUGCUCAUGUUUUUGACCAGCUAUCAGGAAAGCUCAUUUGAAUAAAUGUGCUUAGGUAAUCGCGUCUGAAGGGCAAAAAAAAAGGGUCUGCUUUUUUUUCUUGGUUGGAAAAUAAACACUGGUUACUGCCAUGUUUGGCAAAGUGUCUUCCAUAUUCAAGCUUGUUUUAGUAAGUCAAAGGAGACGCAUUGCUGAAGACUUCUGCAGUGGCAAGAACUGCAACAUAAUGUUGCCUCGGAUAAGUAUGAAAAACUUCACAUCCGACGUUUAAGAGAUAUCUGCUAUACAGGUCGUCUUAGUAAGCUAUUAUUUGCAGUGACAAAUACAAGCUUGACUUGUGAAUAAGGGAAGGACAAACAACGAGGCCAUUGCCCUGUUUUUCAAAUGUUGCAGUGAAUUGGACAGACCCCUUGCAUAACGCGAAACACUACAUGGACGCUGAGCUCACGUACACAUCUUUACGCACAAAGAACAGCUAUCGACCAAUCAUUUGCCUCAUUUGACCCCAGUGAGGGUGC